UUCACGAAUACUCGAACCAAGGACAGGACUUCAGGAGCCUUGCUACUCCUCUUCAGCUUCAGUCCAGUCGCAGAUCGCAGUACAAACCGAAUCCGCCGCGCAGGAAGGCAUCGAAGCGUUUUGGGUCGGCCUCCGGAGCGGGGUGGGAGGGGGGAUCGAAGCGACGGGAACGAAGCAAUGGACGAGGCGGUGCAGGAGGCGAAGCUGCUGCGGCAGGUGAACGCCCUCAUCGUGGCCCACCUCCGCGGCCAGAGCCUCGGGCAGGCCGCCGCAGCCGUCGCCGCCGCCACCAUGAUCCCCCUCUCCGCCGCCGACUCCGUCCCCGCCAACCACCUCCUCCGCCUCGUCGCCAAGGGCCUCGCGGCGGAGCGAGGAGGAGCGGCUUCCGCGUUCGACUCCGCCGGGUUCGGUGGGGUGGUGCCGCCGCUCGGCUCCGGUGCCGUGGAUUUCAGUGUGCAGGAUGUCAGAGGCUCGUCCAAGAGCUUCCCCAAGCACGAGGCGAAGCACGUCUCUGAUCAUAAGAACAUUGCCCGGUGUGCGAAAUUUAGUCCUGAUGGCAAGUAUUUUGCAACUGGGAGUGCUGACACAUCCAUUAAGUUCUUCGAGGUUGCUAAAGUUAAGCAGACGAUGGCAGGAGACUCCAAAGAUGGCAAUGCCCGGCCUGUGAUACGUACAUUUUAUGAUCACAUGCAGCCCAUCAACGAUCUCGAUUUUCAUCCUGAGAGUCCAAUACUGAUAUCAGCUUCAAAAGACAAUACAAUAAAAUUCUUUGACUUCUCAAAAACCAAUGCAAGGAAAGCAUUCAGAGUUAUUCAGGAUACUCAUAAUGUUAGAUCUGUAUGUUUUCAUCCAUGUGGGGAUUACCUUUUAGCAGGAACUGAUCACCCAGUUGCUCAUCUGUAUGAUGUAAACACUUUCACAUGCUUUUUAUCAGCAAAUCCACAGGAUUCUAGUUCUGCCAUUAACCAGGUGCGUUACUCGUGUACUGGGAGCUUGUAUGUGACUGCUUCUAAAGAUGGUUCUCUGCGCAUCUGGGAUGGAGUAUCUGCUGAAUGUGUUCGUCCUAUUAUUGGAGCACAUGGAUCUGCAGAAGCUACUAGUGCAGUUUUCACCAAAGAUGAGAGGUACCUCCUGUCUUGUGGAAAGGAUUCUUCUGUAAAGUUGUGGGAAGUUGGCACUGGACGACUUGUGAAGCAAUAUGCAGGAGCUGUUCACAGACAAUUCUGUUGUCAGGCUGUCUUCAAUGAAACUGAGGAGUUCGUGCUAUCAGUUGACGAACAAAACAGUGAGGUUGUUGUCUGGGAUGCACUUACUGCUGAAAAGGUUGCAAGAUUGCCCUCUGGCAGCACCGUUGCUCCUAGAUGGCUCGACCACUCCCCAGUAGAACCAGUGUUUGUUACUUGCGGAAACGAUAGAUCCAUCAGAUUCUGGAAACAAACUGUGUAGGCUUGUAGAUUCAACCAUUCAAAUCAAGAGUUUGUUUGUAGCAUCACUUUUUCAGGAUAAAUUUGCUUAUGUAACUCGAGUGUUGUAUAUGGGAGAAAUUUGUACAAGCUAUACAUUUACUUUGUAGCAAACUUUAGUGAGUUUUUCUUUUUGGCUCUGCGUGGCAGAUGGUA
Molecule: messenger RNA, 1619 nt
Organism: Panicum hallii
Lineage: Eukaryota; Viridiplantae; Streptophyta; Magnoliopsida; Poales; Poaceae
Product: cleavage stimulation factor subunit 50
Exons: 13
Coding region: 178-1446 (422 amino acids)
Biological process (GO): mRNA 3'-end processing
Cellular component (GO): mRNA cleavage stimulating factor complex
Molecular function (GO): protein binding; RNA binding
Source: RefSeq, a predicted model, not a curated record